Molecule: messenger RNA, 1320 nt
Organism: Alternaria conjuncta
Lineage: Eukaryota; Fungi; Ascomycota; Dothideomycetes; Pleosporales; Pleosporaceae
Exons: 5
Coding region: 1-1320 (439 amino acids)
Molecular function (GO): hydrolase activity, acting on carbon-nitrogen (but not peptide) bonds, in linear amides
Source: RefSeq, a predicted model, not a curated record
AUGGGCAAAGAAGGAUUAAGAUACGCGGCCAAGGUCUCGCUGGACAAACCGGCAUCGGAGCAGGAAUGCCUGCACAAUCGCUGGCAUCCCGAGAACCCCUCCUAUGGCUCUAUCAAACCUGGUGAAGCCGUCAAGAUCGAAUGCGUAGAUUGGACAGGCGGUCAAAUCGGCAACAAUGACUCAGCAGAUGACAUCCGUGACGUUGACCUUACCAAGAUCCACUACUUGACUGGGCCCUUUGACAUCGAAACUGCGGAGCCUGGCGACGUGCUGGUAGUUGAUAUCCAAGAUGUACAGCCGCUAGAAGACCAGCCAUGGGGUUUCACGGGUAUAUUUGCGAAAGAAAACGGUGGAGGGUUCCUGGAUGAGCUUUACCCGGAACCUGCAAAGGCUAUUUGGGAUUUCGAAGGCAUCUUCUGCAGCUCCCGCCACAUCCCUGGUGUUCGAUUCGCAGGCCUAAUUCACCCCGGCAUCCUAGGCUGUGCCCCUUCCGCCGAAGUCCUCGAAACCUGGAACACGCGCGAAGCCGAACUCAUCUCGACGCACACGCACCUGGACCGCAUCGUUGCACAACCACCACAGCCCCAAAACGCCCACUCCGGCUCCGCCACAGGUUCCGUGAAGGACAAAAUCGCGAAAGAAGGCGCUCGCACGAUCCCAGGACGUCCUGAACAUGGUGGAAACUGCGACAUCAAGAACCUCUCCCGCGGCUCCAAAGUCUUCCUCCCUGUCCACGUACCCGGUGCGAAGUUCAGCGUAGGAGACCUACAUUUCAGCCAAGUAAGCUCUUCCCAUCCACCCCCACAAACUAUCCUGAACAGAACACCCCGAACUAACAACCCUCUCCCUCUCCUCAAGGGCGACGGCGAAAUCUCCUUCUGCGGCGCCAUCGAAAUGGCAGGCGUCAUCACCAUCAAAUUCAGCGUCAUGAAGGGUGGCAUGAAGCAGCUCGACAUGAAGAGUCCCAUUUACAUCCCUGGUCCUGUGGAGCCGCAGUUUGGUCCUGGCAGGUAUAUCUACUUUGAGGGGUUUAGUGUGGAUGAGAAGGGCAAACAGCAUUAUCUUGAUGCUACGGUUGCGUAUCGUCAGACUUGCUUGAGGGUGAUUGAGUAUUUGAGACGUUUUGGCUACAGCGACUACCAGAUCUAUCUCCUGCUCUCGUGUGCCCCGAUUCAGGGUCAUAUAGCUGGUAUUGUCGAUAUCCCCAACGCCUGUACGACCAUCGGACUACCGAUGGACAUCUUCGACUUUGACAUUAGUCCCCAGCUUCCGGCGGAGAAGCGCGAUCUUGGGACGUGCGCGUUUGCUGGAAAGAAGUAG